CUUUGCUUACUUUGCCACUCGCUCAUCACUCUUGCUGCACUUAUUACAGAUUCUUUCUAUCAUCUUCAACCCAAACACCAAGGGUUUUUUUUUCCCAGCAACACUGUCAUCUUGACAAAAGAGGAAACCAACAAUGUCCAGCGUUAUCAAAGUAUUUCUGCUCCUGGCCGUCAUGGUCUGCAUCUCUAGAGCCCAACUCAAUGAAUCACGACAGAUAUGUCUGUGUCAGAGUGUCCGGCAUGGUAUUGGCAAUGCUACGAUAAAGGACAUCCAUAUCCACCCAGCAACCAUUUUCUGUGACAAAGUGGAGAUUGUUGUAACCGCCAACAGUGGCCGUCGCUUUUGCCUGAACCCCAAACUGAAUGGAGUGAAAAAACUCCUGGCUAACAUCAUAAAGAACAGGAAAACCACUACCACACUCAAAUGAUUUCACUUCAAACCCAGGCAGCACCACCAUAGCUCGCGUCUGACGCUUUAACUCCGUUCUGGAUGAACAAGAAGCGCAUAUGACCUCUGACCCCUGAACACAGGCACCUUUAAUGAAUGUAGAGUAGAUGUGAAAUGAAUGAAAAUUUUUUGUCUAUUUAUCUUCUAUUUAUACUCAUGUGCACUUACAGUAUAUAUCCGUUCUAUCUUAUUUCCUCCAUUUUGUUUUUAUGAAUGUUUUUGUGUAGUAAA
This is a messenger RNA of Xiphias gladius (swordfish), 678 nucleotides long. Its product is annotated as C-X-C motif chemokine 6-like. Gene Ontology annotation, biological process: antimicrobial humoral immune response mediated by antimicrobial peptide; neutrophil chemotaxis; chemokine-mediated signaling pathway. Gene Ontology annotation, molecular function: CXCR chemokine receptor binding; chemokine activity. The transcript is spliced from 4 exons. Bases 134 to 427 code for a protein of 97 amino acids. The record is from RefSeq and is a predicted model, not a curated record. NCBI's taxonomy places the organism in Eukaryota, Metazoa, Chordata, Actinopteri, Istiophoriformes, Xiphiidae. Gene Ontology annotation, cellular component: extracellular region.